UCUUCCGUCAAAUCUGUCUAUCAAGAGCUCUUCUAGGAUUCCAUACAUCUCGAAUACGUUACAAUGACCUGACUUUUCAAAUUGUUUUCUUUUUUUCUCAUGAAAUGAUGCAUUAUAAGGAUGUUUUCUACACUAGGUCUCAUAUUCUCUUCUAAUAUAAAAAGUGUAUGUAGGCUUAAAUUUAACUGUUUCUUUUAGCUCAAUUAAAUUGGAGUACACAAGGCAUAAAUAUGGUAGCCGGCGGUGGUACACCCGACACAACACAAAUUACAUCACUAAUCGGAAUAUUUGUUGAUAGUACCAAUGCAUUAUACGUUGCAGAGUAG
This is a messenger RNA of Didymodactylos carnosus, 326 nucleotides long. The record is from the annotation of a GenBank genome assembly. NCBI's taxonomy places the organism in Eukaryota, Metazoa, Rotifera, Eurotatoria, Philodinida, Philodinidae.